This is a messenger RNA of Prorocentrum cordatum, 459 nucleotides long. The record is from the annotation of a GenBank genome assembly. Lineage: Eukaryota; Dinophyceae; Prorocentrales; Prorocentraceae.
AUGCUGACGAAGCCGUCUGGCAAGCUCUUGGACCUCGGCCGAUCCACCGGAGCGGAGACCCUCUACAUCGCGUUGGUGCACAACUGCGCCGCGGGGCGCCGGGCGCCCCUCCUGCCCGACGCCUUCGACGUGGAGCUGCAGAGCAAGGGCUUCACCAACGGCAAGGACGACCGGCCCCGGGUCGCCGAGCUCUACCGCUCCGCCUUCGCGCAGCGCUUCGAGGCCGCGGAGCACCUGCGCUACGACGGGCUGCAGUGGGGGGACGAGGAGGCGCAGCAGCUGGCCGCCGUGCUCGCCUCGGGCGCCGCGCCCCGGCUGCAGGAGCUCCACCUCGCCGAUAACCGCGUGGGCGACGAGGGCGCCGCGCGGCUGGCGGAGGCCCUGCGCGCCCCGGGCGCGCUGCCCCAGCUGCAGCUGCUCUGCCUCCACAACAACCCGCUCGGCGGGCCGGGCCGGGCG